Molecule: messenger RNA, 922 nt
Organism: Raphanus sativus (radish)
Lineage: Eukaryota; Viridiplantae; Streptophyta; Magnoliopsida; Brassicales; Brassicaceae
Product: protein COLD-REGULATED 15B, chloroplastic
Exons: 2
Coding region: 181-759 (192 amino acids)
Source: RefSeq, a predicted model, not a curated record
CAUAAAAGAUGACACUGAUUCAAAUUGGUUAGAAACUAAUCCACGUUAGCCUCUGAGCUUCCUUAUAAAAUUCUCGUUUGUCCCCAUUAAUAACAAUUUAACUCCUCACUCACUUUAGAUUCUUCUACUCUCAAAACACACAAUUUCCACCUCUUAAGAGAACAAAGGUAAGAGAUCCUCAUGUCGAUGUCUAUUUCUGGAGCCAUGCUUAGUGGGGUUGGCUCUUCGUUAUUGAUCAACGGAAGCAAGAAAAGCGACGGCGUAAGCGGUGGAUCAAUGAGUGUUGGCCGGAAGUAUGCGACCAUUACACCUCAGCGCAAGAAGUCAUGGGUCCUAGCCGCCGUGAAAGGUGAUGGAAAGUCAAAGAACGACCCCAAAUGGCUAGAUGAUGCCUCACAGAAAGCUGGCGAGUUCGUGAAGGACAUGGGGAGCGAAGUGGGGCACGUGACUGCUCAGAAAGGACAAGAAGUUAAAGAUCAUAUGGAGAGCGCAAGAAACUAUAUUGUUGAGAAAGCUGGUGAAGCGAUGGACACGGUGGCUGAAACUGCUAAGAAAGCUUCGGAGUUUGUGACGGAUAAAGGCAAAGAGACCAAGGAAGAAACUGUUUUAAUGACUGAAAAAGCUAAAGAUUUCAUUGUUGAAAAAGCUGAUGAAGCCAAAGAUUCGGCGACUGACAUGCGCAAGAAAACCGCUAAGUACGUUGGAGAUAAAGCAGCACAGGCUAAAGAAGCUAUAUUUCCUCCAAAAAACGAAGAAUAGAAUAUUGUAUAUUUAGGACACUAAACAUAUAAAGAACUUUGAGGCAGUAAUCUCAAAAGUAUAUUUUUACUUUCUGAGAAUAUAGUAUGUUUAUUUUGUGAGAGAAUAAACUGAUACAUAAAUAAGUACUGAUAUAGUCAGUGGCUAAUCUUUUUUUUGGUCA